AUGACCUGCCCUAAGCAGUGCCGAAAGGCAGGUCGACGCCACACCAGCACCACUGCGGCAGCAGGUGCAGAGGAGACAGCUGGGGAAUUCCAGGGGUUCCCUUUGGGAAAAGCCAAGAAUGAAGAUGCUGAAGGAAACUUGAGAGAUGGAGAUGAACCACAGAGGCAGGAGGGAAGUCACUCAGCUGGGGAUGAUCAGAAGAAUGAGGAGGGUGAGGAACUGGAUCCUCUAUUGCCAGAUGAAGUCAAGAAUGAAGAUUUGAAAAACAAUUUCCAAAAUCACGCAGCAGGUGCAGAGGAGACAGCUGGGGAAUUUCAGGGGUUCCCUUUGGAAAAACCCAAAAAUGAAGAUGCUAAAGGAAACUUGGGAGAUAGAGAUGGACCAAAGAGGCAGGAGGGAAGCCACGCAGCAGCAGAUGUAGAGGAGCAGACAGCUAUGGAAUUCCUUUUGGAAAUUCCUUUGGAAAAAGCCAAGAACCAAGAUGCCAAAGGAAACUUGGGAGAUGGAGACAGACCACAACGGCAGGAGAGAAGCCAUGCAGCCGGGGACGAUCAGAGGAAUGAGGAGGGUGAGGAACUGCAUCCUAUAUUGCCAGAUGAAGCCGAGAAUGAAGACUUGAGAGGCAACUUCCAAAAUCAAGGGAGACCGAAGAGAAAGAAAAGAAGCCAAAAAGUCAAGAAGAGUUGUAAACCCAUUCCUUCCCAAAAGGGGGAUUUCCGAGAACUAAUUCACAUUGUUAUAGACACAUACAACUGUUUGGCUUAUGGAAUGCACUUCUCAGAUAAAUCCCAGUAUAAUGACCACAUACAAAUCCAUAGUGGAGAGGAGACCCAUCAACAGCUGGAGUGUGGAAAGAUCAUGACUUGCAGAGGAGAGAUCUGUAGACAGCAAAGAAUACGUACUGGAAAGAAAUCUUACAACUGCUCAGACUGUGGGAAGAGCUACUCAGAGAAAUUAGACCUUGUUCGACACCAGAGGAUUGACUCAGGAGUGAAACUAUUUAGAUUCUCAGAGACUGGAAUGGCAUCCUCUGAGGGAGGAAAAUGUAAUAGCUGUUUUCCAAAACAGAGUACAAUGAAGGCAUAUAAAUGCUUCCAGUGCGGAAAAUAUUUCAGAUACAGAUCACAGCUCUUCCUGCAUGAAAGAGUCCACACUGGAGAAAAGCCUUUGGAAUGUUCAGAGUGUGGGAAAAGAUUCAGUCGGAGUAGCAAUCUUCAAGAACAUCUAAGAACCCACACAGGGGAGAAGCCUUUUGAAUGCUCAGGUUGUGGGAAGAGAUUCAGUCAGAGUAGGAAUCUUCAAGCACAUCUUAAAACCCACACAGGGGAAAAGCCUUUUGAAUGCUCAGAGUGUGGGAGGAGAUUCAGUCAGAGUAACAAACUUCGAGAACAUCUAAAAACCCACACAGGGGAGAAGCCUUUUGAAUGCUCGGAGUGUGGAAGAAGAUUCAGUCUGAAUGGCAAUCUUCAAAAACAUCUAAGAACUCACACAGGGGAGAAGCCUUUUGAAUGCUCAGAGUGUGGGAAGAGAUUCAAUCAGUGUGGCCAUCUUAAAAACCAUCUAAGAAUCCACACAGGGGAGAAGCCUUUUAAAUGCUCUGAGUGUGGGAAGAGAUUUAGUCAAAGUAGCACUCUUCAAGAACAUCUAAGAACCCACACAGGGGAGAAGCCUUUUGAAUGCUCAGAGUGUGGGAAGAGAUUCAGUCGAAGUGGUGAUCUUCAAGAACAUAUGAGAACCCACACAGGGGAGAAGCCUUUUGAAUGCUCAGAAUGUGGAAAGAGAUUCAGUUGGAGUGGCAUUCUUCAAAAGCAUCUAAGAACCCACACAGGGGAGAAGCCAUUUAAAUGCUCAGAGUGUGGGAAGAGAUUCAGACUGAAAGGCCAUCUUCAGAAGCACCAAAGAAUGCACACAGAGGGAGAAACCUUCUGA
This is a messenger RNA of Heteronotia binoei (common prickly gecko), 1929 nucleotides long. Its product is annotated as gastrula zinc finger protein XlCGF57.1-like. The record is from RefSeq and is a predicted model, not a curated record. The coding region runs from base 1 to 1929 and encodes 642 amino acids. Gene Ontology annotation, biological process: regulation of transcription by RNA polymerase II. Gene Ontology annotation, molecular function: RNA polymerase II cis-regulatory region sequence-specific DNA binding; DNA-binding transcription factor activity, RNA polymerase II-specific. The transcript has 6 exons. NCBI's taxonomy places the organism in Eukaryota, Metazoa, Chordata, Lepidosauria, Squamata, Gekkonidae.